GCCUGGCUGCAGCGGCCCCCUCGGUCCAGCCACGUGCAGGGCGCUUCUCGGUGGGCCUGACAGGCAGCCCUCCGCGCUCCAGAGACCACCACCUCCCUGCUGCCUUCGGGGGUGAACCUGGGACGCCCCGAGCCCCCCACCAUGACCGUGUCUUGUGGCCUAACGCCACGCUGGCUGUGCUGCCCGAGGGUGUUGGGCACCGAGCCAGAGAUGCAGCGGGUAACCUGGGGGGUUACCGCCUGCCACAACUCAGCACAGCCUCCCGGACCCAGACCCGGGCCUGGGGUGGGAGAGCCACCUGCUGACGCAGUGUGCGAGCUCAGUCCUCAGUGCAGGGGUGUGGUGGGUACUGGGGGUGGGGAACCCCUCCGAACAAGCCUCCCUGCUCCCACCAUUCGGGGACCCAGGCCUCGGGCUGCAUCUCUGAGGGACUGUCCUGGGCCUGGAACCCCGCAUAACCCUUGGAUGCGGCCCCUGCAUCUGGGGUGCCCCUUUGGGCUCACUCUGACCAGGCAAGGCUUUUAUUACCCUGCCUCCCAGGUCGGAAGGUCAGACGCAGGGCCUCAGGCCCCUGGGAAGGGUUUGGAAGGGCGGACUCCAGUGGCUUUGUCCUGUUGCUGCAUUAGAUCUCCCUGCCAGCCCUGCCAAGGAGGGGCUUCCACUCCCGCCCGCCCCGGAGGGAAGGCCUCUCCUCCCAGGGGCUUGUGCAGCUCCCGGGAAACUCGCCGUUUCCGGGGUGCUUUUUAGGUGACCUUGGCCUCUCGGGACUGUGUGGCAUGGGGCCACAGCGACUGAAAUUCAAGUCAGCCCAAGUAAACACACUCCAUUCCUCGGUCCCACCAGCCCCAUUUCCAGUGUUUGCUGCCUGUGUGACGGGUGGCUGGACCGGCCAGCACAGUUUCCUAGCUGCUGAGCCUUCCGGGACCUCAGUUCUUUGGUACCUGCCUUGCCCAGUCGUGGAAGAGCCUGGACCAGGAGCCAUGCUGGGGGGCGCUCUAGAAAUGCAGAGCCCUGCCCUGCAUCAGUCUCCCCAACCCCCAUCAGCUGUGGGUCACCGAAGGCCUCCCUCCUCUCUAGCAGAUAGGGUUUCAAUUUGACCCCAAGACCAGAUGGCAGGUUGUGACCCUAAGAAGGAUCACGGAGAAGGUUGUGAGAUUUUUUCCUGAGAAGGGAACGUACUGCCUACUUGUUGCAGGGCUGAACAGAGAGUCCCUGUGCCUCUGUCUCGCUGGAGGUGGUGAGUGUAGAUAAGAGGCUGGCCUGGACCUGCCUGGGGGAGAUCCAGGCCCUGGGACAGCUGGGGCAGGUUGGGGAGGCAGAGGGGUAGGCCAGCCCAGCCCCCUCCUCUGACCCAGGCUGGGAAGGUAUGAGAGGCAGCUUUGAUCCCUGGGCCCUUCUAUCCCCAGCCCAGUGCCUAGAGGGAGGAGGGGCUCCAAUUACAGAGUCCCCUUCCCUCCCCUCCCCCGCCAGAGCCAGCCCUUCUCGGGUCCUUCUCUGGCCCUUCUCCGCCCUUCGGUGACCCUCGUGGCCAGUGUCUUCUGUGCUCCUGGGCCUUGGCCCCUCCCCAGCCCUCCUCCCCUCCCCACCCCCUGCCCUGCGCUGACCACGGAGGGGCCAGGCAGGGGAGGGGCCGGCGCCACAUGCACAGACUCAGAGCUGGGAGAGGCCCGGAACCUACCCAGCCCCUCGCACUGGGGCCGAAGCAUCUGCUGUGGGCUCGGACCUUGGGGGCCAGGGGAGAGCCUCGGGGAUCGGUUGGGGGCCCGAGGGCAGGAGCAGCAACUGCAGGCCUGGAAAGGUAGAUGCCUUCAGCAGGGAGGCUAGGCAGGGCCUGAGGAGGGACUGGUGGUCACAUCCCCCGCCCCCUGGCCCGGCGGUCCCCAUGCUGGCCCCGAGGCCACUCCCGCUGCUCCUCGUGGUUGGGCUGACCUUGGGGGCCGGCCUGCCACCAGGACCCAGAAGCCAUCCAGGCGUGUGCCCCAACCAGCUCAGCCCCAACCUGUGGGUGGAUGCCCAGAGCACCUGUGAGCGUGAGUGCGUCGGGGACCAGGACUGCGAGGCCGCCGAGAAGUGCUGUACCAACGUGUGUGGGCUGCAGAGCUGUGUGGCAGCGCGCUUCCCUGAGGGCGGCCCAGCCGUGCCCACGCUGCUGGCCUCAUGUGAGGGCUUCACGUGCCCUCAGCAGGGCUCCGACUGCGACAUAUGGGACGGGCAGCCCGUGUGCCGCUGCCGGGACCGCUGUGAGAAGGAGCCCAGCUUCACCUGUGCCUCGGACGGCCUCACCUACUACAACCGCUGCUACAUGGACGCGGAGGCCUGCCUGCGCGGCCUCCGCCUGCACGUCGUGCCCUGCAAGCACGUCCUCAGCUGGCCGCCCAGCAGCCCCGGGCCCCCGGAGACCACGGCCCGCCCUACGCCCGGGGACGCCCCGAUGCCGCCUGCCCUCUACAGCAGCCCCGCCCCGCAGGCCGUGUACGUGGGGGGCACAGCCAGCCUCCACUGCGACGUCAGCGGCCGCCCGCCCCCAGCCGUGACCUGGGAGAAGCAGAGUGACCAGCGGGAGACCCUAAUCAUGCGGCCAGACCAGAUGUAUGGCAACGUGGUGGUCACCAGCAUCGGGCAGCUGGUGCUUUACAACGCCCGACCCGAGGACGCGGGCCUCUACACGUGCACCGCACGCAACGCCGCCGGCCUGCUGCGGGCCGACUUCCCACUCUCUGUGGUCCAGCGGGAGUCGGCAGGGGACAGGGCGUCCACUCCCCCCGACCCGGCCGAGUGCCUGCCUGACCUGCAGGCCUGCACCAGCACGCCCUCCGGCCUGGUCCUCUGGCACUUUGACCCGCAGCGGGGAGGCUGCAUGACCUUCCCCGUUUGCAGCUGCGAGGGGGGCAGCCGGGGCUUUGAGACCUAUGAGGCGUGCCAGCAGGCCUGCGCCCGGGGCCCCGGCGACGCCUGUGUGCUGCCGGCCGUGCAGGGCCGCUGCCAGGGCUGGGAGCCGCGCUGGGCCUACAGCCCGCUGCUGCAGCAGUGCCACCCCUUCGUAUAUGGGGGCUGCGAGGGCAACGGCAACAACUUUGAGAGCCGUGCAAGCUGCGAGGACGCCUGCCCCGUGCCGCGCACGCCGCCCUGUCGGGCCUGCCGCCUCAGGAGCAAGUUGGCGCUGAGCCUGUGCCGCAGCGACUUUGCCAUCGUGGGGCGGCUCACCGAGGUGCUGGAGGAGCCCGAGGUGGGGGGGGGCGGCAUCGCCCGCGUAGCCCUGGACGAGGUGCUCAAGGACGACAAGAUGGGUCUCAGGUUCUUGGGCACCAAGUACCUGGAGGUGACCCUGAGUGGCAUGGACUGGACCUGCCCCUGCCCCAACGUGACGGCUGGUGACGGCCCGCUAGUCAUCAUGGGUGAGGUGCACGACGGCGUGGCCGUGCUGGAUGCCGGCAGCUACGUCCGUGCCGCAAGUGAGAAGCGUGUCAAAAAGAUCUCCGAGCUGCUGGAGAAGAAGGCCUGUGAGCUGCUGAACCGCUUCCAGGACUAACCCCACCCUGCCUUCCUGUCCCUCUGAAUAAAGGCCAGCCUUUCCCCAGACCUCAAGGCCU
Messenger RNA from Ailuropoda melanoleuca (giant panda), 3590 nucleotides. RefSeq names its product WAP, follistatin/kazal, immunoglobulin, kunitz and netrin domain containing 1 (gene WFIKKN1). Gene Ontology annotation, cellular component: extracellular region. The record is from RefSeq and is a predicted model, not a curated record. The transcript is spliced from 2 exons. NCBI's taxonomy places the organism in Eukaryota, Metazoa, Chordata, Mammalia, Carnivora, Ursidae. Bases 1883 to 3529 code for a protein of 548 amino acids. Gene Ontology annotation, molecular function: receptor antagonist activity; transforming growth factor beta binding; serine-type endopeptidase inhibitor activity. Gene Ontology annotation, biological process: transforming growth factor beta receptor signaling pathway.